Molecule: messenger RNA, 1270 nt
Organism: Mytilus californianus (California mussel)
Lineage: Eukaryota; Metazoa; Mollusca; Bivalvia; Mytilida; Mytilidae
Product: opine dehydrogenase-like
Exons: 1
Coding region: 1-1218 (405 amino acids)
Molecular function (GO): oxidoreductase activity
Source: RefSeq, a predicted model, not a curated record
AUGCCAGCAGGACCUGUUAAACGUAGAAUACUUAUUUGUGGCGGUGGUAAUGGAGCACACUGUUUAUCUGCUCUCGCAGCUUCUCGUGAGAAUUUGGACGUCAAUGUUUUAACACUGUUUCAAGACGAGGCUGAGAGAUGGACAAAACUUUUGGAAGACAAUGAUUUAAAAAUCUCUGUGACUUACAACGAUGGCAACGAAUCAGAAAUUCAUUCCAAACCAUCGAUUAUCACAAAAGAUCCUGCAAAAGCCGUGGAAGGAGUUGACAUAGUUUUCCUCGUUGUCCCUGCAUUCGCUCAUGCACAAUAUUUUACAACUAUGACACCUUACCUACAGCCAAAUACGUUAAUAGUGGGAUUACCAGGUCAGGCAGGAUUCGAGUUUCAAUGCAGGAGUAUGUUGGGCAAAAAGGCAAGUACCUGCACUAUUGCGUCGCUUGAAUCCUUACCAUGGGCAUGCCGAAUAUUAGAGUUUGGAAAGCAUGUACAAAUUCUUGGUUUUAAGGAAUCACUAGGAAUGUCCUUUUUAACUGGUAGCGAAUGUAAUCUUUCAUUUCCAGUCGUAGAAACAGUUCAGGAAAUUCUUGGAGAAAAGCCAAAAAUUCAAGUUAUUCAAAAUUAUAUAGCAGUUAAUUUAAUGGCAAAAUCUAUUAUUCACCCGCCAUUGUUAUACGGUAAAUGGGGAGACUGGGACGGAACCCCAGUACCCGAAAAACCUUUAUUUUAUCAAGGUGUUGACGACAGGCAGGCAGAACUAUUGUCGAAAGUCAGUGACGAAGUACUAGCAACUGCAAAAGAACUUGAGAAAUUAAGGAACAGAUGUGAUAUGUCAGAAGUAAUUCACAUCUUUGAUUGGUACAAAAUUUAUUAUAAAGAUCAGGUUUCGGACAAAAGUUCUUUAAUGAUGGCAAUGCGAACAAAUAAAGCAUAUGAUGGACUUGUACACCCAAUGACUUCUACUGAGGAUGGGAAAUUUGUUCCCGAUUUUACUUACCGUUAUACAUCAGAAGAUGUACCAUUUGGUCUUGUAGUAAUGAAGGGGAUUGCUGAAAUUGCAGGAGUUGAAACACCAACAAUUGACACAAUCAUUGCAUGGGCACAGAAAAAGCUUGACAAAGAAUACAUUGUUGGUUCGGAACUUACUGGGAAAGAUAUCGCUUCUGCAAGAGCUCCUCAAUCCUAUGGCUUGCAUACUAUAGAUGAACUUUUUAACAUGUAAUGUUGUUAAAAUUAAUUCCUUUUUCAGGAUAUGUUUGAGCUCAGGAAAAUGC